AUGCAACUACAUCAUCAUGUUGAUCCCACUGAUGGGCUGUUCGUAGCUGCGCAGACCAUUCCAGGGAUGACUACUACAGGUAAGAUGCAACUACAUCAUCAUGUUGACCCCACUGAUGGGCUGUUCUUAGCUGCACAGACCAUUCCAGGGAUGACUACUACAGGUAAGAUGCAACUACAUUAUCAUGUUGACCCUACUGAUGGGCUGCUCGUAGCUGCACAGACCAUUCCAGGGAUGACUACCACAGGCUUCUCUGACUGGGGACGUUAUGCUGUUGCCUGUGCCUUGUAUAUUCUGAGUUCUUGUGAAAUACAUGACCGUUACCUAAGGAAAGCAGUUGGGUUCCCUAGAAAAACACAGAUGAACAAUUUGGCUUCUGCACUCCCAUCUGUUAAUAAGGAAGAAAAACUGAUGGAGAUUCUGACAAAGCAUUGUGAACAAAUUAGGAAGACUGGCAGUCUGGGAAUGGAGGUUCAAAGCUUAUCACUUCACACUCUUCAUUAUUCAAUGAUCCAAAAAUUACUGGAAGAAUCCCUGACAAAACACUUGUCAUAAAGGAUGAUGAGCAUAUGACAAUCAUUAGCUUUAUCUAAACCUUUAAUGUAACAACAAGUGGCAUUUAUAUGAAAGGAUUUUUGAUUAAUAUGGAUAACGUAGUUUAAA
Molecule: messenger RNA, 663 nt
Organism: Protopterus annectens (West African lungfish)
Lineage: Eukaryota; Metazoa; Chordata; Ceratodontiformes; Protopteridae
Product: D-glutamate cyclase, mitochondrial-like
Exons: 3
Coding region: 1-555 (184 amino acids)
Biological process (GO): glutamate metabolic process
Molecular function (GO): D-glutamate cyclase activity
Source: RefSeq, a predicted model, not a curated record